AUGGGUCAUAAAAUCCCUUCCAAAUGGGUCAUAAACGACCAAAAAAAAAACCUUGACCCAUUUGGAAGGAGCCACCUCCGGGUGUUCAGCUUUCCCAAGAUCUCCGCCCGAGGUCGCAAUCUACAGCUGGACAUCAUCUUUCGCCAGUCGGGGAAGUCCACUGAAAAACCACACGACUGGACCUUGCGGACCUGUCUUAGGGAUUUUACCAGCUUCAACAACAGGGAGCCGAAGCAAAUUUACUUCGCUUCUUCCGCUCCAGAUGCAUGCCAAGUGCAUUUGCAGAAUCUGGUGGCCAGCGAGGAAGCCUGUGGCACAGCGCCCAUUGGCACGACUCCCUCCUGGGUUAAAAUGAAGGAACAGUGCGGGGAGGCCACCAACGACGGUCCCAUCAUCUUCGAAGGCACUGCUGAGGCCCUGGUCGUCGGUGAGACGCAGCGCCGAUCUUCGCGGAGCACAGAGUUUUGGCAUCACAUGGUCUUCGACAUGGUGCACGGGCGCGCUUCUCCCAGUGGAGUCUUGGAGAAGACACAGGGGGAAUUCUGGAUGUCCAAACGGGCGAUGAACAUGCAGCCUUUGUACAUCUACUGUAAGCUGACAGUGGCCCAAGCCACGGUCAGUUGCAUCAGCCUGAGAUUUAGCUGUCAGAAGGACUACCUUGAUAUGUUGCAGAACACGCCGACGACCUUGCAGUUCAAGUACCCUCACAUCCCCAGUCGCGGUGUCAUCAUGGGCGUCGAGCAGGAUCCCAGAAACCCGCGGCUCAUCCGAAUGUUCAUCGAAUAUCACAAUGAGAUCCUUGAGGACAUGAUCUUGUGUGAAAUCGACCCUGCACAGGCUCACAAGAUAUUUGUCCAGCAGGAGAUUUGGGAUACAAUUACCGUUCUGGGCUACCGGGUCGUCGUCCUGCAUCCGGAUGGAGAACUUCUCGGGGAACUGUCGAUAAGGAACCAGAGGUUGGAGGAAAUUGACCACACACCCUCGAGGUCCUUGCAGUUCUUUGAAGAGCCCUCCUGGAGAUUUCCCAUUGCACCAAUGGCUAGCAGAAUGGCCACGAGCGCCGGCAGCCGCUUGUUUCUGUACACUGGAGUUCCCUUCAAGGAGUCGACCGCUGAAGCGCAGCAGUCGGGGCCGCAGUCCCAGGGUGGCAUGCUGCAAAAACCUGGCCUGAAGGAGCCUCCUGUUGUUUGGACGCAUCCCUUGGUCGAGUCUGUUGCAGUCGUUAGCGACUGGUCGGGCAACCGGGGCUACCCAUAGAUCGAUGCAAAGGUCAUCAGUGGUUCUGCCCAUGAUGCCCUUGCCAAUGCUGUCCUAUGCCGAUUGAAGUUGCAAGCUGGCUCCUAUUUUCGUCGCUUGGUAGGAUGAACAUAAUUUUAAAACCCUGCCAGCGAAAAAACGAAGGAUUCAGCGUCGAUUCAGAGCAAUGUUUUCCCGCUCUUAUCCUACUGAACAUCAGCCAGAGCUCCUGUCCUUCAAAGAAAGGCAUGGCGUCUCGGCACAUUGGAACCAGAGCCAGAUC
Molecule: messenger RNA, 1519 nt
Organism: Cladocopium goreaui
Lineage: Eukaryota; Dinophyceae; Suessiales; Symbiodiniaceae
Source: the annotation of a GenBank genome assembly